AUGAUCAGCGGACGUUCGAAACAACCCUCAAGUGUGGUUCAAAGAAAAUGGCAUACCUGCUUAGAACUUUCCCCUUCCGGUCGAACAACUCCAGAUAUGCUAUCGGAUAGCAAUCGCAUCGACGAGUCGCAUCGCAAGCGCUUAGCAGAUCAUCUUCAACAGCGCGUGCAACAUGGAAUCUUACCAUCUACCCCUUUUCUUCUAAAUUCCUCACUUUCGCAUGGCCUAGUCUCUGAUUCUGGAUGGCAUACUUUUGGAAAUUCCACCCUCUCUUUCCCGUGGUUUCGACCGAGCACUCAGAACGCCGUUCUGCUUCUUGCGAUUUGUUCCGCGGGGAGUCUCUUUGUGAGCUCCUCGCGUGCUAUUUAUCAUGGUAUCAAGGCCAAAAGACUUAAUGAGGGUCGAAAUGUGGCAUGGGACUGGUAUAGAAUCGUCCUUGGCCUAUACAUCCAUGAUGCAGAGCUCGCUCGCUUGCACCAUCAUGAGCCAAUACUCCGACACUCCCCGGGCCGCCUACCCCAAAUCUCCUCUGCUGAGUUGUUCACAGCAUCGAGUGCAGAGCACUGGAAAUACCUUAUGCUCGAAGAGCAAACCAGCCUUCGCGCAGAAGUUAAGGUAUGCUACUAUCCAACGCCCCCAAACCACCUCCCACAACAAUUAUCUCCCAGUGAGUUUGCACGGAGCGGGAUUCUGGAGUCUAUAAGCGGUCUUGCCAGUGAAGCGCAACACCAGUACUUUAUCGACAAUCCCUGGGACGCUACAUCCAUAUCGACAUCUUCGCCGACAUUUCCAUCCAUGCUAGCAGCAUCUAAAUGCCAGCAGCUCCUCACAACAUGGUAUACAUCCUACUACCCCGUAAUGAAAAAUAGAUCAGGGUGGCUCAGUCUGAUGAUGCUCUGGCACUCCAUCUACAUCAGCAUCUACGCUGACAUCAAUGCCCUGGAAUGUGCCACUGGUCGCGAGGGCUACGAUGUUGCGCAGAAGUACAUGGCCUAUGCUCCCCUAAUGCAAACCCUGCUUAUCUCAUGCUAUCCUCAUCCAGAAGAACUUUAA
Penicillium cataractarum is the source of this 1053-nucleotide messenger RNA. RefSeq lists its product as uncharacterized. The record is from RefSeq and is a predicted model, not a curated record. The transcript is spliced from 4 exons. NCBI's taxonomy places the organism in Eukaryota, Fungi, Ascomycota, Eurotiomycetes, Eurotiales, Aspergillaceae. Bases 1 to 1053 code for a protein of 350 amino acids.